UGGUUGGGGCUGCCGAGGGCCGCCUGGAGCCUCUUGGGACCCGGGUUCCAGGUCUCAGGAAGACGGUGGACCACAGGGAGGCUGGCCGGAGAGAGAGGGAAGGACAGGGCCUGGCCCUCGGGACUUCCUGUGCCUCGCUUAGAGCUAACGCCGACGGAUAGAAUGAGUCCAUUUGAGUCCCAAGACGGUGGAAACUAGCUAGAGGAUUGCAGCCAUGUUGUGGAAGCUGCUGAUGAGAUCCCAGCCCUGUAGGCUGUGUUCUUUCAGAAAGAUGCCAUCAACUCCAAAAUAUAGACCUUUCAUAGCAUGCUUCACCUACACAACUGAUAGACUGUCAAGCAAAGAAAAUACAAGAACAGUGGAAAUGCUCUAUAAAUUUUCAGUUGACAUUAGGAAAAUUCGUAGAUUGAAAGGAUGGGUACUUUUAGAGGAUAAAACCUAUGUUGAAGAAAUUGUGAAUAUUUUACAAGAACUAGGUGCCGAUGAGACUGCUGUAGCUAGUAUUUUGGAACGCUGCCCGGAAGCAAUUGUUUGUAGUCCAACCACUGUUAACACCCAGAGAAAACUCUGGCAGUUAGUCUGCAAAAAUGAGGAAGAGUUAAUCAAGUUAAUAGAGCAGUUUCCAGAAUCUUUCUUUACUGUUAAAGACCAAGAGAACCAGAAGCUGAAUGUUCUGUUUUUUCAAGAGUUGGGACUAAAAAAUGUGGUCAUUAGCAGACUUUUGACAACUGCAUCUAAUAUUUUUCAUAAUCCUGUUGAGAAGAAUAAGCAAAUGAUAAGAAUUCUCCAGGAGAGCUAUCUAGCUGUAGGUGGUUCUGAGGCCAACAUGAAAGUUUGGCUACUAAAACUGUUAAGCCAAAACACAUUUAUUUUGUUAAAUUCUCCCGCAGCUAUAAAGGAAACACUAGAAUUUCUCCAGGAGCAGGGUUUCACAAACUUUGAAAUUCUCCAGCUUCUGUCCAAACUCAAAGGAUUUCUUUUUCAACUUUGCCCAAGAAGUAUACAGAAUAGCAUUUCCUUCUCUAAAAAUGCUUUUAAAUGCACAGAUCAUGACCUGAAGGAAUUAGUUUUGAAAUGUCCUGCCCUUUUAUAUUAUUCUGUUCCAGUUUUAGAAGAGAGAAUGCAAGGAUUAUUGAAAGAAGGAAUUUCCGUAGCUCAGAUAAAAGAGACGCCAAUGGUUCUUGAAUUAACACCACAAAUAGUACAGUAUAGGAUAAGGAAACUCAAUUCCUUAGGCUACAGAAUAAAGGAUGGACAUCUGGCAAAUCUAAAUGGAUCAAAAAAAGAGUUUGAAGCUAAUUUUGGCAAAAUUCAGGCCAAAAAAGUAAGACCAUUAUUUAACCCUGUGGCACCAUUAAAUGUUGAAGAAUGACAUACUGACUGAUGUUGCUUCUUUCUAGCAGUGCAAGGUGAAACUAGCAAAGACAAAAAUUCAGGCAGUUUUUAGGCACCUGUAAUUUUAAGAACCUGCUUAGCUUCUGAAUUGUGUUUAUCUCUAAAUAGAUAAAUUCUGACUCUUGCCAUAUUAUAAAUUGUAAACUGUAUUCAUUUUAAUAACUAAAGUUGGUAACUUUUACCUUAAACCAUUAGUUCAAAAACUCAUGUACCAUUAAAUGCCAUAUCAGUUUGAUACUUUA
Molecule: messenger RNA, 1637 nt
Organism: Cebus imitator (Panamanian white-faced capuchin)
Lineage: Eukaryota; Metazoa; Chordata; Mammalia; Primates; Cebidae
Gene: MTERF2
Product: mitochondrial transcription termination factor 2
Exons: 2
Coding region: 215-1372 (385 amino acids)
Biological process (GO): termination of mitochondrial transcription; regulation of DNA-templated transcription
Cellular component (GO): mitochondrial matrix
Molecular function (GO): double-stranded DNA binding
Source: RefSeq, a predicted model, not a curated record